Molecule: messenger RNA, 741 nt
Organism: Benincasa hispida (wax gourd)
Lineage: Eukaryota; Viridiplantae; Streptophyta; Magnoliopsida; Cucurbitales; Cucurbitaceae
Source: RefSeq, a predicted model, not a curated record
AUGGAAAUCUUCUCAGAGUUUUUGGAACAAUCAGUUGAACUAUUUAUGGACGAUUUCUGUGUCUUUAGGAACACUUAUGAAGUAUGCCUUAGAAAUUUGGAAAAGGUAUUCAAGAAGUGUGAGGAAACAAAUCUUGUUUUGAAGUGGGAAAAGUGCCACUUCAUGGUAUCUGAAGGCAUUCUGUUGGGACACAAAGUGUCCAAACGUAUUGAGAUAGAUCAGGCAAAAGAUGACGCAAUAGUUGAACUACCACCAUCGGUAAAUGUCAAGACACUUGGGAUUUUUCUGGGACAUACAGGUUUUUACCGCAUAUUUAUCCGAAGUUUCUCCAAGAUCACCAGACCUUUGAGUACGCUUCUAGAAGCCGAUCGCAUAUUUGAGUUCAAUGAAGCAUGCACUAAGGCAUUUCACACUCUAAGAAAUGCACUCCCAUCAGCACCUAUCUUGGUUGCACCUGAUUGGAUGCAAGCCUUUGCGGUAGGGUCUAACGUAGUGGUAUACACUGACCAUUCUCCAAUCAAACACUUAAUGGAAAAGAAGGAUGAGAAGCCUAGACUAAUUUGGUGGGUCUUGCUUCUGCAAGAAUUUGACUUAGAAAUCAGAGAUCGGAAGGGUACUGAAAACCAAGUGUCUGAUCAUUUGUUACCGUUGGAGAAUGUUGAGGUUCAAAGAAAAAAGAAGGAUAUUGAAGAUUGCUUCCCAGAUGAAAAGCUGAUGACAAUAUGCGUUGAUGAAGCCUAG